CGGGCGGUUACUCUCCUGUGGCGGCUGCGGGAGCGUCUGGUUCGGUCUCGCCCCGUCGUUGUUCCUUCUGCCUCUAGCCAUGGCCCACAAGCAGAUCUACUACUCUGAUAAGUACUUUGACGAGCAGUACGAAUACCGACAUGUGAUGCUGCCAAGAGAACUUUCAAAGCAAGUGCCAAAAUCCCAUCUAAUGUCUGAAGAGGAGUGGAGACGACUUGGUGUUCAGCAAAGUCUUGGCUGGGUUCACUACAUGAUCCAUGAGCCAGAACCACAUAUUCUUCUCUUCAGAAGACCUCUUCCAAAAGAUGAACAGAAAUGAGCUACUGUCUAUAAAUUAUCUCCCAAAUCUUCUGGAACUAUGUAUAUGAGUGUAUAUAUCUUGGUAGUAUUCAGUGAAUACUUUAAGAUGUACAAAACAUACAUCCAAACCUGUGCAUGAGCUGUAUUAUUCACAGCAACAAAGCUCAGUCAAAUACAAUUGCAGAUAGGCUGCUAUGGUGUUCAAAGAGUGAUGAAUAUAAGUGCCUGUCUUUUCAAUGGAUUUUGUUUCUUAAAGUUUACAUAUUCCAUGCUCUGAUUAGAUGAUCCCUUGUUACCUCUGUUCAAUAACUUUUGCACUCUGCUUUUCUGCUGAUGUGUAGCUUGUUCAAAUCCAGUAGGUCACCUGUUCAAUAGUAGGCAUAAGGAAAUAAACUGGU
Molecule: messenger RNA, 698 nt
Organism: Calypte anna (Anna's hummingbird)
Lineage: Eukaryota; Metazoa; Chordata; Aves; Apodiformes; Trochilidae
Gene: CKS2
Product: CDC28 protein kinase regulatory subunit 2
Exons: 3
Coding region: 80-319 (79 amino acids)
Biological process (GO): regulation of mitotic cell cycle
Cellular component (GO): cyclin-dependent protein kinase holoenzyme complex; SCF ubiquitin ligase complex
Molecular function (GO): protein kinase binding; histone binding; ubiquitin binding
Source: RefSeq, a predicted model, not a curated record